AAGGACCUACAUGUGAAAUUCCUACAAAGUUAAUAGAUCGGAGAGACGCUUCGUGCAAAAACGAUCGUGUGUAUCGUCGUCGAUCGAGAGACGAAGAGAGAGAGAGAGAGAGAAAAAUGGUGAGAGAAGUAGCGGAGAGCUGUGUAGACACUAUGUUGAUGGAGAUGGUGGCGAUGUACAGCGGCCGAUUCUACGCUAACAAACCGGAACUCGCUGCUCGGAGGAUCGAAGCAAUCGGUUAUCAAGUCGGCCACCAGCUCUCCGAGAGGUACACUAUGGAAAGACCAAGGUUCAGCGACCAUCUAGAGGCAAUCAAGUUUAUCUGUAAAGACUUCUGGUCUGAGGUCUUCAAGAAGCAGAUUGAUAAUCUCAAGACUAAUCACCGGGGUACAUUUGUAUUGCAAGACAACAAGUUCAGAUGGCUAUCUCGUGUCUCGAUUGACCCUUCAUCUGAGAAGGAAACCGAAGAUCCGUCUACUCCAGGGGAAAGCAAAGCAGCACAAGCUGUGAGCAUGUACCUGUAUUUCCCUUGUGGAAUCAUUAGAGGUGUCCUCUCCAACUUGGGGAUACCUUGUGCUGUCUCUGCAGACAUAUCCAGCCUUCCCACUUGCUCUUUUGUGAUUCGGGUCAAGGCUUGAUUCUGCAUUAGCUUGAGAGUCAUCACUUUCAGAUUCCAGCUCGGCUUUAUGGUUUCAAGGAAGAUAGAGAUUCUUUGAGUCCUAAGAGAUUUAACUAAAAAGUAAAAAGCUUGUCUCAGACUUGUUUGCUGCCACUUCUGCCAAAUCUCACAACGUUAUUUGCAUUCCGACUGUAAAACAUUAUUUGAAUUCCGACUCUGGUAUAGUUUUUGUCUUUGUCAAACAUCUUUUUGUUGUUGUUGAAGUGUGAAAUCCUUCUAGAAAAAAAAAAAGAACUUAGACAUUUAUCAGUGUUACUGUUAGCACAAAAAAGACGUUAAUCAGGAA
This is a messenger RNA of Eruca vesicaria subsp. sativa (arugula), 965 nucleotides long. The record is from the annotation of a GenBank genome assembly. Lineage: Eukaryota; Viridiplantae; Streptophyta; Magnoliopsida; Brassicales; Brassicaceae.